AGAUAAAGCUAUCGAGAGUCUCAUCGAUUGUUCUCCCUGACCACUGUCAAAAUUUCAGCGUCUUCAUGGCAGAUAUUUCUUCAUACAUCCGCCAACAUUAGCAAACGUUUGCAGAAGUUUUAUAGAAAAGAAAACAUCUCGGAUCUAAUCUCAAUUGUCUUAAAAAAACUAAACCAAUUAUAAUGGCGCUCGUCAAACCAAAGUCUGAACUGACACCUGAGGAACUGGCACGUCAGGAAGAGGAGGAAUUUAACACUGGCCCGCUCUCCGUCCUUACUCAAUCCGUGAAAAACAAUACACAAGUCUUAAUAAAUUGUCGCAAUAAUAAAAAACUGCUUGGAAGAGUCAAGGCUUUCGAUCGUCACUGCAAUAUGGUAUUGGAGAGCGUGAAGGAGAUGUGGACUGAGUUGCCGCGUACAGGCAAAGGCAAGAAGAAAGUGAAGCCCGUGAACAAAGAUCGGUUCAUAUCGAAAAUGUUUCUACGUGGAGAUUCGGUGAUUUUGGUAUUGCGAAAUCCUCUGGCAACAGCUGCAGGGAAAUGAGCUACAAACAGAAGCAUAUAUAGCAAUAAAAAAAAUAAGUACAUAUACCUAAGUCUAAUCGCGAAUAAAUAAACACAAUUUUAAUUUUUUUAAAAGCAGUUAAAAAG
Messenger RNA from Rhagoletis pomonella (apple maggot), 649 nucleotides. Its product is annotated as probable small nuclear ribonucleoprotein Sm D2. Gene Ontology annotation, molecular function: RNA binding. Gene Ontology annotation, biological process: spliceosomal snRNP assembly; RNA splicing. The record is from RefSeq and is a predicted model, not a curated record. Bases 183 to 542 code for a protein of 119 amino acids. The transcript is spliced from 2 exons. Lineage: Eukaryota; Metazoa; Arthropoda; Insecta; Diptera; Tephritidae. Gene Ontology annotation, cellular component: U4/U6 x U5 tri-snRNP complex; precatalytic spliceosome; U1 snRNP.